AUGGCAGAAGUGCCUGGCGAUCUAGAAAGAGGGAAGGAAGGAAAUGGUCAGCAUGAUGUGCUCCAUCCUCUGAAGCAGAAAUGGACAUAUUGGUAUUUGAACGACGAUCGUCAGGCAUGUUGGGAAGAUCGUCUCAAGCCUGUAUGUACGUUCAGCACUGUUGAGGAGUUCUGGGCGCUCUACAACAAUAUCCGGCCUCCUUCUGGAUUAAGCUGCUUGUGUGACUACAAUGUGUUCAAAUAUGGUAUUCAGCCAAUGUGGGAAGUACCAGAGAAUCGCAAGGGAGGACGCUGGCUGAUCACUAUCGAAAAAGGACGACCAGGAGAGAUCAUGGAUUUGAUUUGGCUAGAAAUCCUGAUUGCGAUGAUUGGCGAGCAGUUUGGUGAUGACAUGGAACUUAUUUGUGGCCUAGUUUGCAAUGUUCGUGGCAAAGGAAGCAAGAUUAGCAUGUGGACAAAGGAUUGGAGUGCAGAAGAAGGAAAUAUGAGGAUUGGACAAGUUCUAAAGAAUAAACUUCUCGGCGCAGAAGUUCCUCCUGGUUGCACAACACCGUUGUUCGACUGGUUGAAAUACGAAGAUCACGAUAGUUGUCAGAAAAAGAGUGGAAGUACUGUUAAGGCAAAGUUAUCGAUAUCAGCUGUGAAUCAAAUGCCGGAGAGGAACUGA
Messenger RNA from Cooperia oncophora, 666 nucleotides. Lineage: Eukaryota; Metazoa; Nematoda; Chromadorea; Rhabditida; Trichostrongylidae. The record is from the annotation of a GenBank genome assembly.